UAAUGCAGAGCAAAGAUUGUUUGUUGUGGAGUUCUUCAUACCCAAUCAUUAUUUACAUUACAAUAAUUUGAUGAAGAUUUGAAUAAUCGAGCGAAAAAGUAAACUUCAUUAGAUUUAGCAACACUUAGUUUAUUUCUCAAAAAACAAUGAAUCAGUUAAUUUUAGUACUAUUCUUUGGAUUGGUGAUAGCGCAAAAACCAAUUGUUAAAAAACCUGCAAACAGACUUCAUAUAGACAUUGAAGAAUGUAAAAAAACAUUGUAUCAAAACCUGAAGGGUGUUUCAGUAAUAAAAGCAACAGAACUGUGCACGCGUGUUGAUGAAUGUUUCGGCGGAAUGAAAAAAAUUGGACCAGAUCCCGCAGAAAAAUGUCUAAUUAAAGCAUGUGCUGAUAGCCGUCUGAAGUGGGAGACUGAUAAACAAUGCCGUGAAUUUAUGAACAAGUUGUUAGAACCUAUCGAAACGUAUGACCCUAUGCAAGCGGGAGAAAUAUCUAAUUAUUUCCAAUAA
Molecule: messenger RNA, 509 nt
Organism: Chrysoperla carnea
Lineage: Eukaryota; Metazoa; Arthropoda; Insecta; Neuroptera; Chrysopidae
Exons: 5
Coding region: 147-509 (120 amino acids)
Source: RefSeq, a predicted model, not a curated record